Mesocricetus auratus (golden hamster) is the source of this 2737-nucleotide messenger RNA. RefSeq names its product FLT3 interacting zinc finger 1 (gene Fiz1). The transcript is spliced from 3 exons. The record is from RefSeq and is a predicted model, not a curated record. The coding region runs from base 281 to 1792 and encodes 503 amino acids. Lineage: Eukaryota; Metazoa; Chordata; Mammalia; Rodentia; Cricetidae.
GGUCCCAAGGCCCGGACGCUCCUGCAGCGCAGCGCGCCUGCGCGCCAGCCGCCUCCGUCGUGCCCGUGGCGAGUGGCGCGCGGGCAAGGCUCGCCAGCCACCUGCAAACGCCUUCUCCUCCCUCCAAAGCACCCCCGACCCGGUGACCCAAUCAAGUCCAGGGACCGGAGAGAGGAGAAGCGGGAAAUGGCUGCUCAGUGCCCCUAAGCAACAUGGCGCCCGGCGGCUUCAAAGCCCCGUUGGGAGACACCCGCAACCCCCCACCGCUGGACCUGCCACCAUGGACGAGCCCUCCAUGCCUGGGGUUCCUGCCCCUGUUGUGGCUCCAGGGCCGGCCCCGCCCGCCACCACUCCCCGAGUCCCCUUUCACUGCAGCGAAUGUGGCAAGAGCUUCCGUUACCGAUCGGACCUACGGCGCCACUUUGCCCGGCACACGGCGCUCAAGCCCCACGCAUGUCCUCGCUGCGGCAAGGGCUUCAAGCAUAGCUUCAACCUGGCUAACCACCUGCGCUCACACACGGGCGAGCGGCCCUACCGGUGCUCCGCCUGCCCCAAGGGAUUCCGAGACUCCACGGGUCUGCUGCACCACCAGGUCGUCCAUACAGGUGAGAAGCCCUACUGCUGUUUGGUGUGCGAGCUCCGCUUCUCCUCUCGCUCCAGCCUGGGCCGCCACCUCAAGCGGCAGCACCGGGGGGUUCUUCCCUCUCCCCUGCAGCCAAGCCCGGGCCUGCCUCCCCUGAACCCCCCCUGCUCAGUGUGUUGCAACGUGGGUCCCUGUUCGGUUUGCGGAGGCGGAGGCGGAGGGGCCGGCGGAGGAGAGGGCCUGGAGGGAGCCGGAGCGACCAGCUGGGGACUGGCAGAGGCGGCAGCCGCCGCGGCGGCCUCGCUGCCCCCGUUCGCAUGUGGCGCCUGUGCCCGGCGCUUCGACCACGGCCGGGAGCUGGCUGCCCACUGGGCGGCGCACACUGAUGUGAAGCCAUUCAAGUGCCCACGCUGCGAGCGUGACUUCAAUGCGCCCGCCCUGCUGGAACGCCACAAGCUUACACACGACCUGCAGGGGGGCAGUGCACCCCCGACGCAGGUCUGGGCCCCCGGCGGCGGGGGUCCAGAGGUGGCAGGAGACGGCGACACAGUGGAGGUGGGGGAUGGCCCGCCAGCCUGGGACGCCGGGCUGCUUCUGAGCCCCACUGGGGCGAGCAUGCCCAAGCUGGAGGCCCUGCUCCCCGAGGGCGAGGGUGCGGGGGAUGCCCGGGCUCCUGCUGCGGCAGCCGAGGCGUCCUCGGAAGACACACUGUACCAGUGCGACUGCGGGACGUUCUUUGCGUCUGCCCCCGCCUUGGCCAGCCACCUAGAAGCGCACUCGGGCCCGGCCACCUAUGGCUGCGGGCAUUGCGGGGCGUUGUAUGCAGCGCUGGCCGCCCUGGAGGAGCAUCGGCGUGCUAGCCACGGUGAGGGCACCGGGGAGGCAGCCCCUGAUGGUGAGGGCGAGCAGGUGCUUGGAGGGCCGGGGCCGGGCUCCUCCAGCCGUGGCAAGAAAAUCUUUGGCUGUUCCGAGUGCGAGAAGCUGUUUCGUUCGCCUCGCGACCUGGAACGGCAUGUGCUGGUCCACACAGGGGAGAAGCCGUUCCCGUGCCUGGAGUGUGGCAAGUUUUUCCGCCACGAGUGCUACCUCAAGCGCCACCGGCUGCUGCAUGGCACAGAGCGGCCCUUCCCCUGCCACAUCUGUGGCAAGGGCUUCAUCACGCUCAGUAAUCUCUCGAGGCACCUGAAGCUCCACAGGGGCAUGGACUGAAUAGCCAGGCCACCCCGGCCCGCCAGAGCCAGAGCAGAAGAUGGGGCCCUUACCUGGAAAAAUGGUGCCACCCAGAACCCACACAGGACCACGGCAAUGCAUCCUUCAGCAAAGGGGUCCAAGAACAUAAUUGUUGGGAACUGAGAUCUACAGACAGACUCUUGACCUUGAGACCCCCGGAAUGUAGGCAUGCUCAAAUCAACUGGCCUCCGAGACUGGGGACCUAGGAAUGAAAAAAACGGGUCUCCACUAACACCUCUCAGCAGAUACAGCAGAUAACAGGUGGGCACCCCCGUCCUACCACCUACUCCCUGAGAGCCAUCAUUCCCAGCGACCUUCAUCUGGGGAGUGGGAGGGUGCAGCAUCCUGGAAUCUCCAGCAGCCCCUCCAGAUGGCCACCGGUGGCCCCUGAAACAUGAAUAUAGCCAGAAUCUGCCUUUCCCCAUUUUACUUGCGAUGCUGAAAGAGGACCAGGGUAGAUGCCCCCACCUUCAAUUAACCUACUCGCAGAUUAGAUCUCCCUUCCUGCAGAAUGGCCUGACCCUACUGACCGUCCCCCAUCCUGAACACUAGAUUAGGCUGGCCCAAAGUCUCCCUCUCUGCCCCGUAGGUUGGAUUGACCCGGAUACACAUACUCCUGUGCACUUGGAAUGGGCUCCACUCUCCUUAGAGUAAUAGGGCAGACAUUCCCUUAUGCUGUAGAGAGCAGUCCCCUGCCCGCGGCUGUCCCAGUCCUGUGACCUGGUGGAGGUGGUAGACACUGGGGUUUCCCUCCCCUCAACUGUAGUUCCUAUCUGUCUUCCCGUUGCUACUACCUUGUCUCUGUGUUCCAACUCCAAGAGGAAAGGGGGACUUGGCUAGGGGUCUCUCCCCCAUGAGCCUCAACCUCACCCCCUGGUCUCCCCAAUAUCUCUGGGACUCCAAUAAACCUCAUUCUGUCAAUCA